Ustilago hordei is the source of this 3549-nucleotide messenger RNA. RefSeq lists its product as uncharacterized. Gene Ontology annotation, molecular function: RNA binding; ATP binding; RNA helicase activity. The transcript has a single exon. NCBI's taxonomy places the organism in Eukaryota, Fungi, Basidiomycota, Ustilaginomycetes, Ustilaginales, Ustilaginaceae. The coding region runs from base 1 to 3549 and encodes 1182 amino acids. The record is from RefSeq and is a predicted model, not a curated record. Gene Ontology annotation, cellular component: nucleus.
AUGGCAAAGACUAUCGACUUUCUCGCCUCGGAUGGUGGGGAUGACUUCUCAACCUCACGUCCAGCCAAAGUCACUCGAAGCAAGAACGCCACCGCUUCCUCCAGCAGUAAACCAUUAAAACGUUCUCGCAAAGCCGCCAACGACAGCGACAACGACGAUAACGAUGAUGGCCUCGAUAUCACUUCUUCCCUCCUCCCUACCCCCGCUGCUGCUACAACAAGCGCUCCCACACCCGCACCCAAACUCAGCUCCUCCCAAUCAGCAGCUAAGAAAGCGUACGCCUCUCGCACUGCCUCGAAGCCCACCGACCCAGAAGAUGACGAUGCACAGUUCAUCGCUUCUGUCAUGCAACAAGCCAAUGUCAAAGCCGGUGUCGAAGUCGCCAAAAAGGCUCUCUCAGGCAAAAAAAAGCUAGGCUCAGGCAUCCUCAUCGGGGGAGGCUCGUUCCAAUCCAUGGGUCUCCAUCCCUCCCUUCUUCGCUCUCUCCUCAUCAGGGGUUUUAGCACCCCAACACCCAUCCAGAGACAAGCAAUCCCAGCAAUCAUCGCUCAACCUCCACGCGACGUCGUCGGAAUGGCCCGUACAGGUUCCGGUAAAACCCUAGCAUACCUCAUCCCACUCAUCAACCGCCUGAACGGUCGCCAUUCAAGCACGUUCGGGAUCAAAAGUCUGAUUUUGUGCCCCUCGCGAGAGUUGGCAGUCCAAAUUCUCAGGGUCGGCAAAGAGAUUGCGAGAGGUUGGAAAGGUGAUCCCGGAAAAGACCAGGAUAGUAGAGGGCGGGCUAUUCGAUGGGCAAUGAUCGUCGGAGGUGAAUCGUUAGAUGAGCAAUUUGGGAUUAUGAGUAAUAAUCCUGAUGUUGUAAUUGCUACUCCUGGACGAAUGUUGCAUUUGACGGUGGAGAUGAAUUUGGAUCUCAAGUCGGUGGAGUAUGUUGUGUUUGAUGAGGCGGACAGGUUGUUUGAAAUGGGUUUUGCAGAACAGUUGGAGGAGAUGUUGUUGAGGUUGCCACCUACUAGACAGACGUUGUUGUUCAGUGCUACUCUGCCGAAGAAGCUUGUCGAGUUCGCCAAGGCUGGGUUGCAGGCUAAUCCAAAGCUGGUUAGGUUGGACGCGGAUAGUAAGAUCAGCGCAGAUUUGAGCAUGACUUUCUUUUCAGUCAAACCUUCAGAGAAGGAAGCUGCACUCUUGCUCCUCCUCCGUGACCUUAUUGGCGUGCCACUGGGCGAGCAGGCAGCACCAGACUACGAAGAGGAAGCGCAAUUUAACCAAGACAAUAGCAACGACGAAGGCGGCACUCCACACAGAGGCUUCGGUAACCGCAAAUCGAACUUCAAAGGCAAACCCUCCAAGUUCAAUGGCAAACGCAAGCGAACUGGACCUGGAGGAGCACUCGAACUCCUCCCCCACCAAACUAUCAUCUUUUGUGCCACCAAACAUCACGUCGAAUACCUCCUUCUCCUUCUAACCACCACCGGCUACGCUUGCUCGCACAUCUACUCUUCCCUCGACCAAGCUACACGUGGAAUCCAAAUGUCCAGGUUCAGACGAGGUCAAACGAGCUUGCUCAUCGUAACUGAUGUUGCUGCAAGAGGUAUCGAUCUGCCCGUGCUCGAACACGUAGUUAACUUUGACUUUCCGCCUCAAUCGCGGACCUUCGUGCACAGGGUCGGACGAACAGCAAGAGCAGGAAGAAAUGGUUGGGCUUGGAGCAUGUGUACGAAUGCCGAAUUGCCGUACCUCUGCGAUCUGCAGCUUUUCCUCGCAAGGCCGUUGAUCUCGUCUCACAUGGCUGUGGCGAAAAUUGCGGAAGGGAAGGAUGUGGAAUUUGCGGAUCCACUGAACUUGCACGAGAGUCUGGUACUGGGUACGUUCCCGAGGGAGGCGUUGGAUUUGGAGACGGAGUUCAUCACCUCCUCCCUCAUCAACACCAACAGUAGUACGGCGCACGAUAUCCCUGCUCUGAGACAGGUAGCCGAACGAGCACAGCAGAAGUACGAAAAGUCCAUCGCGAAAGCUUCGCAGGAAUCGCACCGCAGAGCAAAAGAAAUGAUCAAAGCGGGAAGCAUCGAGCAGAUCAACAUCCGUACUGCCGCUGGGACCGAAGGUGAAGUACCGGAAUGGACGCUUGCUGGUUCGCCACUGGAGGAGAUGGCGGUACACGACGUUGUCAAGCGAGCCGAAGUGUAUGGGUUGAACGGUCCCACAAUGGCUGCUGCCGCCAAGUCGAUUCUUGGCAGCGAUGCUGCUGAAGGUGCAAGCGCGGCAGGCAGCGGCGGAAAGGCAGCGUUGAAGGAGGCAGAAGAAGCGGCUGCACGGGCUGCGUUGUUGGCCAAGGUGAACUCUUUCAGGCCGCAAGAAACGGUGUUCGAGAUUGGCAUUCGAGGUGAUGCUACGCCAUUGGGUGCACUGAUGAGGAGCAGGAGACAGACGAUGGACGUCAAGACGAAGCGUGCCCAGGCGAUGGAGGAGCGAAAGAGGAUGAUGGAGGGUGGAGCCGCCAGUGAUGAAGAAGAAGACGCUCCUAGUGCUGCCGGGAAGAGUAGUAAGAAGGGCAAGAAGCCCGUCGCCAACGACGAAGAUGAGGCGAUGGGUGGCGCAAUUGUGGAUCUCGAGCAAGCGGACGAAGCCGAUAUCUUGGCCGCCUUCGAUACCACUCGUUCUUCCUUCUCCGCUAACAAAGCUGCUGCAGCCAAGAUCGCCGCCGAGGACUCGGAAGACGAAGCUUCAGGCUCGGACUCUGAUGCUGACACCACCGCUGCCGCUCGCCCCACCAAGCGCACCCGCGCCACCACUACCAGCACCAGCACCAAGAAGCGCCCCGCUCCCGGCUCUUUUAGAGACCCCAACUUCUACCUCUCCUACGAGCAAGAAGGAUCCCGUUCCGAACGCGGCUACUCGCUCAACAACCCUCAAUCCAACGGCAUCGAUUCUUUCAUCCAACAAGCUUCCGCAGCCUCUUUCGAUCUUGCCGGCGACGAAACCGUCCUCGGCGCUCAGACGCAACGUCCCAACGUCACUCGCUGGGACAGCAAAAAGAAAAAGUUCAUCCAAGGCACAGUAGGAGCGGAUAACAAAAAGAUGAUCCGUACCGAGUCUGGUGUUCGUUUGCCCGCAUCCUUCCGUUCUGGUCGCUUCGAAGAGUGGAAGAGGGAGAAGCGAGUGGAUAUUCCCAAGACGGGCGAGACAGAGGGUAGGGGUGACGAAGCCGGGGGUAGCGUGAUGGGGUUGAAGAAGUUCAGACAUAAUAAGGUGACUCCAUCGAAGAGUGCGCUCGCGGCGGCGCAGACGUUCGGGAAGGGUAGACCGGGACAGGCGAAGAGACAGGCGGCGAAGGAUGAGGUGAAGAGUGCGAGGCAGAUUCAGAAGGAGAGAGAGAUCAAGCAGAAUAGGAUGGAGAAGAAUGCUAGACCGAGUAAGAAGGAUGGGAAAGGUGGAAGAGGUGGUGGUGGUCGAGGUAGAGGUGGCGGCCGAGGUGGAGGAAGGGGUGGAGGAAGGGGUGGAGGAAGGGGAGGUGGUGGUAGAGGUGGUGGUCGUGGUGGAAGGAGGUAA